AUGACUUCCCCGAGAAAUCCUCACGCUACACUAUACAAUUUUAAGCAACAAGUAUCAAUUCUUAAAAAUCAAUGCAAAAAUAAACAAAGAAAUGUUAAAGAGAUGUUAUGCCAUGAUGCUGAAAUGAUAUUACAAAAAGCCAUUGAUACCAUUGAAAUAUUGAAUCAAGAAAAAAAUACAGCAAUUAUUGAGAAAGACUAUAGUAUUAUUAAAAAAAUUGAUGAAGAGAUAGUCAUUAUUGAGAGUACUGCCAUCAACUUAUCAAAUUUAGAUAUUUUAUUUAAAGAAAAGUAUACUGAUGAUGUUGUGGAACCUUACAUUGAAAAUAAUACUAGAAAAGAAAAAAUUCAAAAAUUUGAAGAGGAGAUACAAAAAAUUGAGGAAAUCGAAAAUACUAUUAAAAUGGAACGAGAAAAUGAUAGAAAAAAAGAUGAGAAAGAAAGAUUAAAAAUUUUGAGGAAGGAUGAAUAUAUUAAGGAAUUAGAUUUACAUGAUAUUAAAAAAAACACAUCUUUCAAGGAGUCUUCCAAUUAUAUAUUCUUCAAAGAGUCAAUAAAAAAUUCAAGAAAAAACAUUAAUACUUCAACAGAUAAUUACAAUGAAUAUAACAGAAGAUUUUCAAAUACUUUUAAUAGAUCAGAUUCAAUUAAUGAAAAAAAUAAAAGUAAUAAUAUAGAAUUUUACAAUCAAAUAAACAGUACAAUAGAAAAAUUAUCAAAUCCAACUUAUAGUUCACCUAAUAAUGAAGUACGUCAUUAUAAUAAAAGAAAGGGACCAACUGAAGCAGACAUAAGAGCAGCCAUGGAAAAAGUUAGGGAUGAAAAAUAUGAAGAAUUAAAUCAUAAAUUAGAUGAACAUUAUUCUGAAAUUGAAAAGAUCAUUUCUGGUGAUAAUUAA
Molecule: messenger RNA, 897 nt
Organism: Strongyloides ratti
Lineage: Eukaryota; Metazoa; Nematoda; Chromadorea; Rhabditida; Strongyloididae
Exons: 5
Coding region: 1-897 (298 amino acids)
Source: RefSeq, a predicted model, not a curated record